Humulus lupulus (European hop) is the source of this 623-nucleotide messenger RNA. RefSeq lists its product as uncharacterized. The record is from RefSeq and is a predicted model, not a curated record. Lineage: Eukaryota; Viridiplantae; Streptophyta; Magnoliopsida; Rosales; Cannabaceae. The coding region runs from base 63 to 497 and encodes 144 amino acids. The transcript has a single exon.
AUGAAAACAAUAGAAAAUGAACCCUAGUCUUAUCCCCAAACCAUACAAACCAACACUAAGGAAUGGUUUAUAAAAUAAAAAGGGCUAAAGUGGAAGUUUGGUCAUUCUUCACAUCAUGGUGUGUAGUAGCUUAUUCGCUUUAUAGGAUUCGUAUUCCCUCUUUUAAGGAGUUGAGAAGACCUCGUUCUAAGACACUUUUUCUUGUAACAUGUUAUAAUAACUUUACUUUGGCUCUUUUCAUCUUCCUCGAUCAACUUCCAAAGCAAUCAACUUUGAGAAGAUUAUUUAGAAUGAGAGAUUGGGCUGCUCCACUCAUCGCCGCCGCGCUCUUUGCAUUUCUGACGCCGGGAUCGCUCUUUCAGAUGCCGGGGAAAGAGUACCCUUUCCAAUUUAUGAACAUGAAGACUAGUGUGGCCUCCAUGUUUGUUCAUACCGUUAUAUAUGGUUUGUUCCUUAUUUUGUUUCUUGUUGUUCUUGACCUACACCUCUAUGCAUAACAAUAUCUAAUAAGAGUUGUGAAUCAUCAAAGUUUUUAUUUUUAUUUUAUUUUUAGCUUUGAUUAGUUCUUUGUGUUGUUAUAUGAUCUUACUGUUUUUGAUAAUAUUCAACUACUUUAAUUAUUA